Gossypium arboreum is the source of this 1542-nucleotide messenger RNA. RefSeq names its product heat stress transcription factor B-4-like. Gene Ontology annotation, cellular component: nucleus. Gene Ontology annotation, molecular function: RNA polymerase II cis-regulatory region sequence-specific DNA binding; DNA-binding transcription factor activity. The transcript has 3 exons. Bases 235 to 1233 code for a protein of 332 amino acids. Gene Ontology annotation, biological process: regulation of transcription by RNA polymerase II. The record is from RefSeq and is a predicted model, not a curated record. NCBI's taxonomy places the organism in Eukaryota, Viridiplantae, Streptophyta, Magnoliopsida, Malvales, Malvaceae.
CCCUUAUUUCACAGUCCUAGACUGUCACAUAGACACAUAUUCUCUCUCACUAAAAUAACCCCAUAAAAAUAUAAUAAUACAAAAUCCAAUUUCCAUAAGGAUUUCAGUUGGUGUUUAAUAAAUAAUGAUUAUAAGUUUAUAACCCAACCCCCAGAAUCACUCACCCUCUCUCACCCAACCACUAUCUCCUCCUUUUUUUUCCUCUCAAUUUCUUUCAUUUGAGCAGUUCUUUCCAUGGCUCUGAUGGUUGAUAAUUGUGAAGGGGUAUUACUAUCACUAGAACCCCACAAAGCAGUGCCAGCACCGUUCCUCACAAAAACCUACCAACUAGUCGACGAUCCCACCACCGACCACAUAGUUUCAUGGGGUGAAGAUGACACUAGUUUCGUAGUUUGGAGACCUCCUGAGUUUGCUCGUGACUUGCUUCCAAAUUACUUCAAGCACAACAAUUUCUCUAGCUUUGUUAGACAGCUCAACACUUAUGGUUUUAGGAAGAUUGUACCAGAGAGAUGGGAAUUCGCCAAUGAGUUCUUCAAGAAAGGAGGAAAGCACUUGCUUUGUGAGAUCCAUAGAAGGAAAACUACGCAGCCAUCCAUAAACCAUCAUUAUCACCCUCACAUCCCACAUUCUGCUUUAAAUGCCCCUAGUUUCUUUCCAUUUCCAACUCAAGUCAGCAUCUCCCCAACUGACAUGGAUGACUCACCACCACUUUCUUCCCCUAGAGGAGCCACCGGAGGAUAUGGUAGCUCGGUCACAGCUUUAUCAGAGGAUAAUGAGAGGCUAAGAAGAAGCAACAGUUUGCUGAUGUCUGAACUAACACAUAUGAGAAAGCUUUACAGUGAUAUUAUCUAUUUCGUUCAAAACCAUGUUAAGUCUAUCACUCCUAGCAAUUCUUACUCUCCUUCUUGGCUUCAUUCUGGUCCUCCUCCUGCUGUUAAUACCAAUACUUCAUUAUUGCAAAAGCCAUUGAACCAGCUUCUUGGGUAUUAUCCAAAAAGCCCAAACCCCCAAUUUCAGGGUUUGAACUCUCCAACGGCCACAUCUCAGAGCUCCUUAACCAUUGUGGAAGAACCAAGCAGCAAUAGUUGCAAAACAAGGCUCUUUGGUGUACCAUUACACUCAAAAAAGAGAUUGCAUCCUGAGUACAGUACUGCAGCAAACAUGGAGACUAGCAAAGCACGUUUGAUCUUGGAAAAAGAUGAUUUAAGUUGCAUAUAUAGAUACUUGCAUUAAUGGAGGAGAGAGUGAGAAACAUAGAGUGAAAAGGAAAGCUGAGGAAGUCUCUGGCAAUGGCUGUGUCAUCGACAAUUUCUCUAGGGCUUUCUUUCAUGACUCCUUUAAUGUAUGAUACGUACAAACAUGCUUUGGCAUACCAUACGAAACGAUUUACUGAAAAAGAACAGCAGAUAUCACAUUCGGUUCUCGGUUUUCAAUAAUAUAGUUAUCGGUGUAAUUAUGACUAUUAUUGUCAAAGAAAAAAGAAGGUUAUCAUAUCGUUUAAUGAAGAUUAAAAUCUCCAUUAUCAUUUCUUGUUCCUAUCAA